Alternaria novae-zelandiae is the source of this 1470-nucleotide messenger RNA. RefSeq lists its product as uncharacterized. The record is from RefSeq and is a predicted model, not a curated record. The transcript is spliced from 3 exons. Gene Ontology annotation, molecular function: metalloexopeptidase activity. Bases 1 to 1470 code for a protein of 489 amino acids. Lineage: Eukaryota; Fungi; Ascomycota; Dothideomycetes; Pleosporales; Pleosporaceae. Gene Ontology annotation, biological process: proteolysis.
AUGAAGGUUUCCAGUGCUAUCGUCCUCGCGGGCGCUGCGCAAGCAUUCGCUGCUGUGCGACCCCGGCCUAUGGUCUCAUCUGGACCAAUCCAGGCUGAGAUCAAGACUGAGAAGUUGAUGGGUAACCUCAAAGCUUUUGACUCUAUCGCAAAAGCAAAUGGCGGCAACCGUGCUUUCGGUCUUCCGGGCUACGCUGCAUCUGUUGACUACAUGCUCGCCAAAACCCAGAACACACACUUCAAGACAUGGACUCAGGAUUUCCCGGCUCUUUUCAACAAGAUUGAGUCAAUUGAAUUCAGUGUGAGCAACAGCUCUUACCGUGUCAUUGGAUUGUCCUACUCGCCAUCGACCACCCCGGAAGGAUUGACGCUUCCGCUUGUUCUGGGUGCUUCUGGACCUGAAGGUUGCACAAACGAAGCCUAUGACAACCUUGAUGUUGAGGGCAAGAUCGUUUUGGUGCAAAGAGGGGCCUGCCCUGAUGGUACUACCCUCGCUGGGCGCAUGAAGCCUGCCGCUGCCGCUGGUGCCUCUGCAGUAAUCAUCUACGCAAGCGACACCGCGAAUGUUACCGGUGGCACGUUGUCCAACCCUAACCCCGAAUACGUGUCAACCGGCUACAUCAACCUCGCCGACGCUGAACCCCUCGUCGCACGCCUCCAGGCCGGCGAAUCUGUCGAAGCGUACUUCCAGCAAACCCAAACCGUGGAAACACGCAUGACACAGAACGUCUUCACCGAGACCAAAGACGGUGACCCAACUAACGUCAUUAUGCUCGGUGCGCAUCUUGACAGUGUACAAGCCGGCGCUGGUAUCAACGACGACGGCUCAGGCAGCACACUCAUCCUCGAGAUUGCUAAGGCGCUCAGGAGAUUCAACGUCAAAAACAAGGUCCGAUUCGCAUGGUGGGGCGCGGAGGAGAACGGCCUUCUUGGAUCCAAGUACUACACGCAGAACUUGAACGCCACAGAAGCCAACAACAUCCUCACUUACCUCAACUUCGACAUGGUUUCCCGCGGCUACUUUGGUGUCUUCGAUGGCGAUGGCAGCACUUUCAACCUCACGGGUGCGCCGGGAUCGGCAGCCAUUGAGAAGCUCUUCGUCGAGCAUUUCCAGAAGGAGGGUGUAAACGUGACAGCCGCACGCUUCACCGGUGGAAGUGACUACCAAUCUUUCAUGAACAUUGGGAAGCCUGUUGGAGGCCUCCACACUGGAACUGGUGUCGAGCAAGAUCCUUGCUACCACCAAGCUUGCGACACCAUUGACAACCCCAACCCGGAGACACUAUUCAUAAACGCCAAGGCUGCUGCACACGUACUUUCCAUCCUUGCUACCAGGGGUGAGCAGAUCAUCCCCAAGAGCCCAGUAAACGCUAGCAUGAUCACUGAGCGUGGUAUCAUCGGUGUUGAGCCGAGAUGGACGCUGCCUGCGGAAGGAGAAAUGCACCUUGCUACUUGCGGACAUGAGGUCUAA